GGGUGGAGCUUGAACUAAGCUCAGACAGUAAAUUCCUUUGCCUUAAAGCGUCUGAGUGCCUGUUUAUAGCGAAGCUGCUUCCAAGUUCAUUCCGGCAUCUCCUGGGAGAAGCAGGAGCUGAGAAGCAUGUCGGGGAAGCCCAGGCUUGUCUACUUGAAUGGAAGAGGGCGAAUGGAGUGUAUACGAUGGCUGUUGGCAGCAGCUGGUGUGGAGGUCAGUUGAUGCUUGGCACAGUGUCUCAAGUGAUGAUUUCCUUUGGCCUUCGUUUGAAGAAGUUUUUUUGGAAACAAGAGAGGAGUACCAAAAGUUAAUCAAAGAUGGAGAUCUGAUGUUCCAGCAACUACCCCUGGUUGAGAUUGAUGGGAUGAAGAUGGUGCAGACCAAAGCCAUCCUCAGCUACAUAGCAGGGAAAUACAGCCUGUAUGGGAAGGACCUGAAGGAGAGAGCCCUGAUUGACAUGUAUGCGGAAGGAAUAGCAGACCUGAUGCAAAUGAUUUUGAUGUUUCCUUUCUCUCCACCUGAGGCAAAGGAGAAAAAUAUUGACUCAAUUAAGGAGAGGGCAACUAACAGGUACUUCCCAGUCUUUGAAAAGGUCCUGAAACAACAUGGCCAAGACUUUCUGGUGGGCAACAAAUUCAGCUUGGCAGAUGUUCAGCUAAUUGAAGCCAUUUUAGCAGUGGAGGAGAAAGUACCUGCUGUGCUGUCUGGGUUUCCUAAGUUGCAGGCUUUUAAAACAAAAAUGAUCAAUAUGCCUACAAUUAAGAAGUUCCUGCAGCCUGGCAGCCCAAGGAAACCCCCACCAGAUGCCUGCUACGUGGAAAAAGUGUUGAAGAUUUUUAACUGAAGGCCUUCCUAACUUCAAUGAGAGUCAAAAUACUAAGAAGAAAAACCCCAAAACAACAACCAACAAGAAACAAAACCCCAACCCCAUCUGACCACCAAAGGAAGUAGGAAUCAGUAUCGUUGUAGUUAAAAGCAAUGCUUAAAAAACCCCACCUAACAGCAAAAUAAAGCAUUGUGAUUCCUCUGACAA
Messenger RNA from Pogoniulus pusillus (Red-fronted tinkerbird), 1033 nucleotides. RefSeq names its product glutathione S-transferase A4-like. Gene Ontology annotation, molecular function: glutathione transferase activity. Gene Ontology annotation, biological process: glutathione metabolic process. The record is from RefSeq and is a predicted model, not a curated record. Bases 158 to 844 code for a protein of 228 amino acids. The transcript has 7 exons. Lineage: Eukaryota; Metazoa; Chordata; Aves; Piciformes; Lybiidae.